Messenger RNA from Syngnathus acus (greater pipefish), 2032 nucleotides. RefSeq names its product HIV-1 Tat specific factor 1 (gene htatsf1). Bases 198 to 1514 code for a protein of 438 amino acids. Gene Ontology annotation, cellular component: U2-type spliceosomal complex; U2 snRNP. Gene Ontology annotation, molecular function: RNA binding. The record is from RefSeq and is a predicted model, not a curated record. Gene Ontology annotation, biological process: mRNA splicing, via spliceosome. The transcript is spliced from 9 exons. Lineage: Eukaryota; Metazoa; Chordata; Actinopteri; Syngnathiformes; Syngnathidae.
AGUUGGACUUUGGCGCCGGAAGAGCUUCAUUCAAGCCUCACCGCGAAUGAAGCCUCGAACGAGACAUUAGCUCAGCGUCUUCAGUCGUCAAAGAAUUCUAACAAAACUAUUAGUUCCAAAAGAAUGCCAACGAGGAGCUCGUUGCGCUGACCCCCGCAGCUUUUCGCCGCCAUUCAGACGUCCAACGCUGCAGAAAGAUGAGCGGCAAGGCCAACAAGGAGUUUGAGGAGCAGCUGCGCCUUCAGGAGCUGUACAGCAAGACAAGCCAUGAUGCCUCCAAUCCGUUCACGUACACGGACCCCAACGACGGCACAGUGUACGACUGGGACCACGACAAGAAAGCUUGGUUCCCCAAAAUUACAGAGGACUUCAUGGCGGCGUACCAGGCUAACUACGGCUUCAAUCAGGAAGGCAACCCUGACGCCGCUGCUGCCGCCGCCGCCGCCGCCACUAAGCCCGUCGCCACAGAAGGGGAGAAGCGGCCAGCAGCUGAGGAAGAGGCGAUAUCGGAGCAGCAGACAAGCACAGGCGUAGACGGCAAGCGCAAAGGAGAAAAGAGGAAACCGGAUCCGGGCUGGUUCGACAUGGAGGACACCAAGAACACCAACGUGUACGUGUCCGGCCUGCCCCCAGACACCAGCACUGAGGAAUUUGUGGAGCUGAUGUCCAAGUGCGGCAUCGUCAUGAGAGACCCCAUCACUGAAGACUACAAAGUCAAACUGUACAAGGACAAAGACGGCAACCUGAAAGGAGACGGACUCUGCUGCUACCUCAAGAGGGAGUCGGUGGAGUUGGCUGUGCGUCUUAUGGACGAGUCCGAGAUCAGAGGCUACAAAGUGCACGUGGAGGCGGCUCGCUUCCAACUCAAAGGCCAAUACGACGCCAGCAAGAAGAAGAAAAAGAACAAGGACUACCGCAAGAAGAUGCAGAUGCAGCAAAAGCAGUUGGACUGGAGGCCCGAGAAGCAAGGAGACGCCAGGAAGCGACACGAAAAGGUCGUCAUCAUCAGGAAUAUGUUUCAUCCGACUGACUUUGAGGAGGACCCUCUGGUUCUGAACGAAUACCGCGAAGACCUGCGCUCAGAGUGCGAGAAGUUCGGCGAGGUCAAGAAGGUCAUCCUGUUUGACAGGCAUCCGGACGGCGUGGCCUCAGUGGCCUUCAAGGAGCAGGAGCAUGCCGACGCCUGUAUCCUGUCCUUCCACGGGCGCUGGUUCGGAGGUCGCCAGCUUAGCGCGCAGCUGUGGGACGGCACCACCGACUAUCAGGUGGAGGAGACGAGCCGUGAACGUGAAGAGCGCCUGAAAGGUUGGUCGUCUUUCCUGGAGGGGGCGCAGCAGGGCGGAGGUCCCAACCUCCCACCGGGUGGCGCCACAGAGGCGUCCAGCGCCGCGCCGCCAAAAAACACAUCGCAGCCGCAGCCUGACAAAACGCAGGAAGGCAAAAAAGAGGACGACGAUGACGCCAAGUCCACCGACAGCAGCCUGGCGGGGAGCGAUGACGAUGACAACGCUUGACGGGAGAGAUCGGAACCGAGACUUCACCAAGUAGCUUCACACGUCCACUUAAACCACGUCAAAUUCAUUUUCAUGAAAGUUAUCAUUUAGACUCUGAAAAUUACCUCAUCAUAUUAUGACAACAGCAAAAGUAAACUUGAAUCAAGAUUGGAAGAUUGAUGUAAAAUUACAACACAUUGCAAUCAUGUCAGGGAAAAAAAAAAAAAAAAGGCAAGUUUGACAUUCGGCAAAAUCAAAUGAAGCAAAAAUAAUUCCUUCUGGUUGAGGUGGCUAGCAGAGUCCUUUUUUCCUCAUUUUAUAAGUGGAGGCACUCUUAUCUCAAGGCACCCUCCACUUUCCAAUUCAUGGAUUUGAUGUAAAUGAACUUGUAGAACUGCUUCCAGUGUGGGAAGAUUAGUUUUCUUCUCAACUUAUAUUAGGAAGUAAACAGGCCGUGGGGUCACAAAUGUGAAUAUGUCCAUGGAUUCAGGUGCGCCAUCUAAUGCUAAAGUUAACUGCUAAAUAAAGCAACACCUCCA